This is a messenger RNA of Folsomia candida, 4755 nucleotides long. Its product is annotated as myb-like protein A. NCBI's taxonomy places the organism in Eukaryota, Metazoa, Arthropoda, Collembola, Entomobryomorpha, Isotomidae. Bases 1550 to 4177 code for a protein of 875 amino acids. The transcript has 6 exons. The record is from RefSeq and is a predicted model, not a curated record.
CUCGCUGUGACUUUGACUUUGACAUUCACUUAAACUUUAAAAACUUUCUUUACCUGCCGUGUGCUAGGUCCUCCGUCCUCUAGCACGUUAAUAAUAGUGGACUCGAGAGCUAGUAUCAUGUAAAGUAGUAAACUCGUGCCAACAUGCAAGCCUUCGAAUCGCAUGGGGCAUAUUAUGGCGAACCAAUAUAGCAAACGACGGCGUGGUGGUACGAGUCAUGUCAUAUCCUCUUUUGAAACUUUUUUCGAAUCCUCUUCCUCUUAAAAGUUUUAAUCGACAAUUAUCUCUGCACUCUUCUGCAUUAAGAUUACGGGAGCAGGCCGAUUCCUUCCUCAUUGCCUUUUUGCCAACACGCUGACAACCACGAACCAAAGUUGGCUCUCACCAGUGUCGAAUAUAUAUUCGCCAAGAUUCACAUGCACACAAUUUCCACCCGAUAAUAGAGUUUCUUCAAUCAAGAAAACCUAAACAGCAGCAGGCCAAAACCAAACAAAGUUUAAGUAACUGUUACUUGUACGAAAUUCGUGAAUGAGGAACACAAGCUGGACUGAAAAGUCUGAAUCAACAUCUUUACACACAAAGGUGAUUUGAUUUAGUUUGGUGUUUUGAGAAGAAGUAAACGCUAACAACAACCGUAUCAAAUACAAACAAAUAGGCAACAUAGUGUUAAAUCAUCCAACUUUAACGUUGCAUAUUUGUUAGGUCUACUUUAGCACUUUCAGAAGGACUCACCUCAAUUAUGCAAAUGUUGUGACUUGUUUGUUUCAAUAACGAGUUGCUCUGAAUUCAGAGUCGGAUUUUUCUCUCUCUAUCAAACUUGGAUUUCCUCGGAAUUCAGUUUACAACAACUUGGUCCUGGAUUACGUAAAUACAUUCCUUGAUCUUUCUUUUUUUCUCACACGUUGAACUGCAAAAAACGGAAAUAAAAUAACCUGUUCAAUGAUACCUAAUUUACCUGAAGAUUAUUCAACUCCACAAAAAUUCCCCGAAAGAAAUCAGCCCAAACUCGCAACAAGGAAAGUAUUCGGACAUGUUUCUAAUAUUCAUGAAGCGUAGAUGAGGUUAGACAGAGGAGAGGGGAAGCUAAGGGGAACCCAACAAUUAAGCGUCAUCAACACGGUGUCACAGCCAUCAAGCUACUACUACGAAAUCUGUGUGUCAAUAUACUGCGCAGGGGACACGGACGCCACCACCACGGUGGACGACUUGCUAAAAUAGUUGCAGAAAAAGUGUGGCGUGGCUGCAUUGAUGAUCUGACUGAGGCACAAUUUGUUUGCAAAUAGAGCAAACUCUCAACUCAAUGGAUUCCUAAAAGGAGAGAAUUGGGAUAAUGUCUUAAAAGCAACAGCCUGCCUGAACAACUGCCUACCUUACCUCGUCAUCGUCAUUAUCAUCGUCAACUAUUUUGCCACUUCAACAACAAACCUCAAUUGGACUGUAUGUAACAUUUUGAAAUACUUUUUCAGUAUUUUGAAAAAAACAACAAACCGACAUAUUGAAGGAGAGGAGGACACCACUCGUCAUUAUAUCCUCACAUUCCUUCCAUAUUAUGCUGUCAUCUAAAAAAGGGCCAAGUGCCCAUAUCCUCAUUGGUGCAAUUUGCUUCCUCAUCCACAUCUGCGACUCUUCUCAAGGACACAAAGGGUGGAAGAGGGUGCAGACGAGGGAUGCGCCGGGGGAAAGUACAAAAUCAGGUCAAACGCCACAGAGCAGAUUUCUCACGUCGGAGGAGGAACCAGGAAUUUUACUGCCUGCGGAUGACAAAUACAAUUUUGUGGGUCAAGAUGAUGCCACUACGGAGACGAUUUGGAGAACUGGGAGGAGCUCAUCACCGCUCCCACCAAGGACCAUCGUGUCUACAAACUCUUACUCCAUUCGUCCAGGAAGCAGUUCGAACAGUGGUGGGUCGACCUUCACAGUCAAUGCAAAACCCGUCCCAAUGGUCACAACUGGGAGCAGCUACACUGUCAAAACUGACGGAGAAAAGUACUUCCCGUACCUGCCAAAGAACAGUAACAAAAGCACCGUGUUUGUCAAGAACAACUGUUUCGGACAUCGAUGUCCUCCAGAGAAUAGCAACGCUGACCGCCACCAAUCUGGGGAUGACGAUGAAUGGAAAAGUUAUCACUAUGUUUUGAAUAAGGGAGUUAAGCACAAUAAUAAUAAGCAGAGAAAAAUGUACAACAGUGGAGAUCGCCCAUCGAGGAGAAAUAACGAGGCGGACUCUUAUUCAGGGUUGAUGCAUGAAAUGUCGCUAAGCGUUCCUUUCAGGGUGGAUCCCACAAUAUCCAAAUAUGACACUUCUUAUCCGCACAAAUUUGCCAGAAGAGUUCUGCGGACCACGACGCCUUCUUCGUCGUCGUCCAUGUCCACCACGACACCAGGUUGGGUCAAACUCCAGCCCAUCCUCCCAGACCAGUAUGACCCGUUUACUCUUAAGAGCAACAAAAACAAGUUGAAAAAUAAAUCUCAUCAAGAAUCCAACAAGGUCAACCCAGCGUCUCAAUUUGCAAAUCGACGAGGCGUUGAGCUUGAUCCAGAUAGCUUUGCAGAGCGAUGGGGUUGGGGUGAUCAAAAUAAUGAUAACAAUGGAGGAGGAUCCAGGUAUCCAGCAUGGCUCCAAGGAGUCGAUAACAACAACAACAAUAAUAAUGGAGCAGGAGGAUCCGAUCGGGAUCGAGACUGGGUGAAACUUGAGCCGAUACCGGUGGCUGCUGUUACGAUAUCCAAAUGGGUACCAAAAGGGACUCCAAACUCUGACCUACCAUCAACAAAUUGGCCUACUCGUGACAGAGUAAGCUCCUCCAACGGGAUUGGUCAACAACCACCAACAAAUACCAAGUGGUGGGAAAUCAUUGACAAUAUUAAUCGACGAAACCAAAACCGUCCUCCUCAAUAUGACAAUCGUCCCCCACAGUACGGUCCUAAUCCUUCCGUAUCGAAUUCUUACGAUUCGCCACCAAGAGGAUGGACGGGUCCAAAUAAAGCUAGCUCGUCUUCUUCUUCUCUGUCCUCAUGGGAAAGAGACCGAAGUCCACAAAAUUCUUGGGGCGACGUCAUCUAUCCAAAUGGUCCGGCUUCUGCAACCGUAAGUUGGCAGCAAGAUAAGGACAUGUCCAAAUACCCAUCCUCCUUUCCCCCUUCGACUUCAAGCUCCCCUUGGCAGUCUGAUAUCCGCCGACCUUCUUCCUCUGCCACGGGGUCUUGGUCAUCAGACAGGGACUCGUACGGAUCGUCGUAUGGGGGAAAUAGACGCCAGGGUUCGGCCACUUAUCCUGAUCGACACACCACAGAAGACGAUCCGCGAUGGGUCCUCGUCUCGAACAGUAAAAAAGUGACAGUUAGCGCUUCAUCGGACUCCAAUCGACACCACCCAUCGUAUCCUGAAAGCAGCGGAAUUAAAUAUCGGCCAGAUUUUGAUAAAUUUUCAGAUUUCCCGUUUUAUGAGCAACCUCCGUACAAAAAUAGAAGAGGCAAAAAUUACAAGGACCUUGUGACGGUUACUAACAUUACAGUGACCAAGCCCAGCAGCAACUACCUCGACCAAGAUGCCGCAUUUAGUAAAAUUAAUGCAACUUUGGCGAGUUUGACCCCUGUACUCAACAGAAAACGUGUGUAUCGAGGAACCAUCUCUGACUCCAAGAAAACUUCCUCUGCAGCACCUUCAACAACAAGUUCAUCAUCGCCCCCAAAAAAGCCAGGUUUCAUGAAGCAGUAUUUUGGAGAUGGAAGAGGAAAUAAGGAACCAUCAAGCACGACGGUACUCGUACCAAGCACGACGGUACUCGUACCAAGCACGACGACUACGGUGGCGUCGGGGAACGUUGUCCGCAAAGGAUUGAGCAUUAACCCCGUCUAUGCGGCUGUUGGCGCUGGCAUGAUCCCAGCUACAAUGGCUGCCAUUCUUCCGAUUGCUUUGGGACGACGACGACGUGACGUUCGUUUUCUUAUUAAAGCACCAUUCGGCGAUUAUGUAGAUCAAAGCAAAGAAGGGAUGUCGGAAGAAAGAAUUCUUAAAGAUUUCCUGUAUUUUCAAAAGGACAAUCACUUAAGAUCAGGAGUCCCAUUACCAAGAAGAAGGAGAAGUUUGGACUAUCCAUUAUUUUCAAUAUCUCCUAAUUCAUUUUCCACAGAAAAUCAUCCAAAUUCGCACUAUUUAAGAUUAAUGAUGGGCUGAACGAAAAUAAUGUAUGUAUAUUUAUUUAUUUAGUUUAUACUCAAAGAUUUAUUUUAAACUUUACAGAUAACUUAUUGUUUUGUAAGACAAAUAGUAAAUACGACACAAUUUGUAAAUAUUGCUGAAUAUCGCGAGCUCUAAAAACUAUGUAAUGUAUCUAUUUAUUGUUUCACAAGAAAUAAUAUGAAUCCGAAUUUUUGGGAACGGCCAUUCCGACCAUGCACUAUUGGACGAUAAAUGUUUCCUGUAUAUUAAAUGGUUCCUAAUUAGAUAAUAACUGGGCAUUUUUUAUAACGCCCGUUCUCCGUAUGUAAAAAAAAGUAACUUGGACAAGUCCAAAGUUCUCUUCAUGUAUUCCUUUCUUAAUUUUACGAGUGUUUCCAAAAAAAUAUAUAAUUUAACGUGCUAUUUUAUAGGUUACACAAAUUAACCAUAAACCUGAAUCAGUAUUUGUAUUUAUAGACGAAAUCAUGCUUGCCUGCUUUUGACUCUGCAGAAGCGCCUGUAAGUGAUUAAUUUUUUGGACUUUAUUGUUCCUUAAAAAUAAUUUAAUGAAAAUAAAACAAUACAAAUAUUUA